AUAGGGAAGCAACCACAACAGGUCCUGGUGAAAUGCAGAAAAACCUGUAGGGACAUGAAGAGGGUGAAUUCACUGACAUAUCUAGACACACACACACAAACACACCCACCCACAUUAACAGACUUCCUCAUGAGAAAGGCAGAUGAGCCAGCUGUCUUGUUUUGCAAGAAACACUAGUUCCUGGAGGUGCCCAUUCAGUGCUGUAAUAGUCAUCUGAUCUCACUCACAGGGUGGACGAUAUGGGGACCUAUACAGACCAGGGGGACCAGUACAUGCUAAAUGGGAGUCCAGAGGGGGCGAAGGCUGCUCCCUACAUCCAGGACAUGGAGCUGAGGGAGGAAUGGCAGGAUGAGGAGUUCCCCAGACCGCUUCCUGAAGAUGCCCAUAGUCCUGAGACCCCAGGAGAAAAUGCAGAGAGACCAGCUCCACCCACCAGCCUGGCCCUUUCAGGAAACCCCAUAAGGAAGAAGCGUCUGGUGGCGCCCACCCUCAGCCUGACCCUGUCCCGCACCGACUCAGCAGACCGCAGUGUGAAGUCAGGGGACACCGGGUACUCCGCCGCCGCUCUCUCACCCGACGAAGACGACACGGACCUGGACAUCAACCUGGAGGCCCUGGAGACGCCCUCGGACAGCGAGUCCUGCAACUUCCCUGACAGCAUGCACGAACUGGAGUGGGAGGAUGACCUGCCGCGGCUGGGCCGGGGGGAGGAUGGUGUUUUAGGCACAACGGUGAUGGAGCAGGCAGAGAUGGGCUCCAUGGAGCUAGACCAGGUGGACAACAGGGGGCGCCGCUGGAGAAGGUUCUGCGUCGCAGGACAGGAGUACCACGUCAACAUGAGUGUCCUGGAGCCAUACCUCCAGGUGCUGUCCCACGGAGGUUACUACGGGCAGGCUAUGAAUGCCAUCAUCAUGUUCUCCUCCUGUUACCUACCAGAGAACACGGUGGAGAACUAUGAGUACGUCAUGGACAAUCUCUUCAGGUACAUAGUGGGGACGCUGGACCUGAUGGUGUCAGAAGGCUAUGUCAUGGUGUACCUGUGCAGCAUGGCACCCAGGAAUAAGAUGCCCGCCAUCAAAUGGCUGCGACAGUGUUACACCUCCAUUGACAGAAGGUUGAGGAAGGAUCUGAAGGGACUCUUUGUAGUCCACCCUGCCUGGUACAUCAAAGCACUCAUCACUGUCGUCAAGCCUUUCAUCAGUGAGAAGUUCAGCCGGAAAAUCCGCUUCAUUCACAACCUGCAGGAGCUGUCCGAGUACAUCCCCAUGGAACGCCUGCAGAUUCCCGACAGCAUCCGAGAGUAUGAUGCGAGGAUGAACGGGUGAGGUGAGGCACAUAUCGUGGGAAGCCAAAGAGCUGACAUUUUGAGUGGAAAGGCGAAGGAGGGGAUAACAGCGGACGACCAGGAACUAUGGGCUGAAUUGCCAUGGAAGUUCAAAGGUUAACUAGUCUAAAUGUCACCCUGCAGGUAUGCUUGGACGUGCAGCACUUUUGUUGUACAGAAAAUGAAAAACUUUCAGUUUGUACAGACACACCUUUUAUUUAUUCAUCGUUGAAUGUAAUGUCACUAAAGAAGUUCACUACCCCAAGCCAAUGGCUUUGCAACAGUUUCAUAACUGCCCCUAUUUUGUGGUACUUGAAUGCAACCCUGUCAUAUGUGUCUGCUAAAUUACUCAAAUGUAAAUGUAAAUAUGUAUUGAUGCCAGAGUGAUUUGUGAGACCUGUCAUCAAGGGGCAACCUACAGUCCGUUUGAACACAACAUUUAACACUAGAGUUAAAUGAAAGGUCCAGAUGGUUUUCUGUUACAGUUACCUUCACUGGAACUCACAGUAUGACAUGUACUGCUACUUUAUCUGUAAGGGCUUACUGCACUCUAGUGCCAAGUACAACACCUUUGACUGUCAGGUAGAUGGGAUGUCACCUUUUACUAGAAUGUGAUUGAUGCGCAACAAAUACCUGAGGUUAAGAUGGAGACACUUAUAUAAAGUGCAUUUAAUUUAAACAAUCUGAAUUUACAUCAUUACAUAAAUUCUGACAUAUUUUACUGUAUUAUUCUGACCUUGGUUGUAAACAUAAGCCUUUUUAUAGCCUACCCUCAGAGCAAAUAUUUAUGUAAGAGAACUCUUGAACAACCUGUACUUUUCUAAUUGUAAUUUUCUAACCAUACUUUCUAUAGCUGAAUGAUCUUCUCACUUUCUAAGAGAUUUGUUUUAGAGCACUGCUUACCACAUGGGUAAGGGCUUUUACACAAUUUUAAAGGAAGGGGUGUCACCAUGGCAAUGCUGCAGGCAUUCAGGAAAUGGGCUUUGACAGCUACAGGAAGUGAGGUAGCUAUGGAAGAAGAAUACUGCUGCCUGCGUUUACUGUAACUCAUACACAGGAACAGUGACAUGUCCAUUAAUAAGGGAUGAUGAAAAAUAUUAUUCUGAAAAUGAAGAAUUUUUUUCUAAAAAAGGGAGCUAUUGAAUGUAUUGUUUUUAUAGUUUUAUGUUACAGUCCUUUAUGCUACCACUGCAAAUGAUGUGUUUUUUUCAAUGUUACUGCUACUGAAUUAUAACAACACCAUAUUGGGGAUGUUUUUAAAUCUUCAAAAGUCCUCAAAAGACUCCUUUAAAAACUGCUGGUAGUUAACAUUUAUGGACACAACAACAGAUCUUAAAUACAUGAGACGAUGAUGCAUUCAUUCAGUAUUAAAUCAGAUUAGUAUUCAGUCAGAUUAUAUGGUGGUUGGUAUCGCUCAUGUCAGCUGGGUGAUCUGAAAUUAAUACUCCUUAUAGUGCUCCACGUGAGCCUGUUUUGGCAGAAUUGUGUUGCAUUGUGGAGGAGAGGAAACCGAAUGGCCUCUGGUCACCAGAGAUGGAUAUGGGGUCAUUUGUUAACACAUGACUAGAGUCUGGCUGCUUGUUUUUCAGGGAUUCUUUUGUACGUAGUGUAUACUCUGUAUU
Messenger RNA from Coregonus clupeaformis (lake whitefish), 2946 nucleotides. RefSeq names its product BCL2/adenovirus E1B 19 kDa protein-interacting protein 2. Gene Ontology annotation, biological process: apoptotic process. The record is from RefSeq and is a predicted model, not a curated record. NCBI's taxonomy places the organism in Eukaryota, Metazoa, Chordata, Actinopteri, Salmoniformes, Salmonidae. The coding region runs from base 240 to 1325 and encodes 361 amino acids. Gene Ontology annotation, cellular component: cytoplasm. The transcript is spliced from 10 exons.